UCUCCAGCAAGCGCACCCACCUUGUCCACCAGCAGCAGCAGAGUGCGCCAGGGACCGAGAGCACAGGCGUGGAGCUCAACGGGGAGAGGGCACGACGGGCCGGCGGCAGGAGGACUGACAGCGGCGGGGCUGCUCCAGAAAAAGACGGUCGCGUCUCGAUUUAAAGGGGAACCGCAUGACUUAGGACUGACUCGGUCCUGUUCAUUUCGUCAAGACAGCUCGUUCGCGUCCAGAUUCGGGAGUACCGUACCGCCGGUGGGGAGGAGGGGGAGGAAGAUGCAGCUCCAGUCCGGCUCGUUGCGCCGCGCAGUCCGCCUCCGCCGCUGGUGAUGCCCGGCGUGCGGGGAUCACCGCCCAGCAGCAGCAGCAGCAGCAGCGGCAGCGGGAGGAAGAGGUCGGUAGGAGAGGGCGUCGGGGGGCCGGUGAUGAUGGUGGUAAGGUCGGGAUCAUGGCCAACGGAACCGGUACUAUCAUGUUAAAAUGCGUCGUGGUCGGAGACGGUGCAGUGGGAAAAACGUGUCUUCUGAUGAGCUAUGCCAAUGACGCCUUUCCAGAGGAGUAUGUACCCACAGUGUUUGAUCAUUAUGCAGUGAGUGUCAACGUCGGUGGAAAGCAGUACUUGUUGGGACUGUAUGACACAGCUGGUCAGGAGGACUACGACCGCCUGAGGCCGUUGUCCUACCCGAUGACCGAUGUCUUUCUCAUCUGCUUCUCCGUGGUCAACCCUGCCAGUUUCCAGAAUGUGCGUGAAGAAUGGGUGCCCGAGCUGCAGGAGUAUGCACCCAGCGUCCCCUACCUGCUCAUUGGCACCCAGAUUGACCUUCGUGAUGACCCCAAGACCAUUGCCAAACUGAAUGACAUGAAAGAGAAGCCCAUCGCCACUGAGCAAGGACAGAAGCUGGCGAAAGAGAUUGGUGCAUGUUGCUAUGUGGAGUGUUCAGCGUUGACCCAGAAGGGCCUGAAGACAGUGUUUGAUGAGGCCAUCAUUGCCAUCCUGGCUCCCAAGAGAAAGAAGGGAUCGCUGAAGAGAAGACUGGGACCCCGCUGCAUCAACUGCUGUCUGAUCACGUGAUGCAGAAAAGAUAAAAUAAAGAUCAUUCAGCAAACCAACCACAAACCAAACCUGGACUGAAGGCAAAAGAAGGACAAGAGAACAAUGCACAGAGAGCUUGUAAGACAGAAGAGAGGACUGAAAAAGGACAAAAUAAGAGCCACCUUAAAGCUGCAGGGCUCUUGAAAGGCCAUAACUCUCUCCUGCUGUCCAACACCGGGUUGAUGAUACAGUUUACUACCAAAGGAGCACAAAGCCCAAGUCAGUCUCUUCUUCUAAAAUACUUUUGCCUCAAAAAUUCCUUCUUUUAUAACCAUUUUUAAUCAUGUUUUCUGUACAAUGUUGUUGUAUGCUGUCAUACAAAAUAGCUAAAAAGGACAUUUCAUAUUUAAGAGAAAUGCUACAUUUUAAGGAAUUCAUAUUAUUUCUAUGGUUUCUAUACAUUAUUGAUUUAGGGAUUUCAAUGUAAGAUCAGACGUCCAAAUGAAGAGAGAAAACCUGCAGCUAUAAAUAGCAAGAGGCUGAUUAUGGUGAUACUGUGAGUGUCCAGGAUACAUUUCUGGACAUAGGGGCUCAGUCUGUUUCAUUUAAAACUCAUGACAAAAAAGACCCUGUUUGCCCACAGUCAUUUGACAUUUGAAGACCUUGAAGACCUUUACAUUGUGUUUGAGAUAAUACAAACUAUCCAGAGUAAAAUGCAGUCCCGAUGACACAUUUUGGACCCAGAGCUCUAUUAUUAUAAAGAGCCUUGAUUUUUUGCCUUAUGAAAACUCCAUUAUUUUAUGGUGUGGCAUGCCAAAACAUUCUGUAAGUUUAGAUAGGGCUGCUGCCUUUAUUAAGAAGUGAAGAGGUUUAUUAUCCAUUUUUUAAAAAUCUAUAUUAUCCAGAGUAUAUGAUUCUGUAUCUCUAACAUAGAGAAUCCAGUAUGGGAAAACAAUAUUUUGUCAUCUGAUGAAUUACUUUCUUUCGUUCCAUUAUUUUUUUAUUCUGCAAUAAUAUGUUUAUCCUUUUAUCACCUUUAAGAAGGUUUUGAAGAGAGAAGAAGAGGGAGAGGGAUCUCAUUUUAGAAAUGAAACUCGAAUUUAUAUCAACGUCCAAAGAAUCAAAUGCACACGCUUUCAUCAAGGGUGGCUAAGAUGACCCAAUACUGUACAUCUAAUGCACAACAUGAAGCGCAGUCGGUGCCACUUUAUUUCCCAGCUCAACAAAGCACAUUCCUCUGAUUUUAACAGUGUCCCUGUCCCAGAAAAGGCUAAUCAAAGCACAGAAGGUGCACUCUGUUCUGUAAGGCACAAGGACAAGCAUAGCACACAUAGCAUUUUAACAUGCACAAUCACAGUUCAUUACAUUUACAGAGUUCUGCUACAAGGCUUCUUCAGACCUCCCAGAUGUCAUUAGGAAAUGCAAAAAGACACUCAUCCAAUCAGAUUUGAAAGGGUAGCAGCUAGUUGCACCAGCUGUUCAUAAGUUAUUGUGGUUACAAUUGGAGUCAUUACUGAUUGGAGACUUACUUGUCACCAAUUCAAGUAGCCACUUAACUUGUUACUAAAUAAGUUGUUUUCCUCUGCAGGAAUGUGUGUGCAGGUUUAAGCUGCGACUGGAACCGCCCUGUAGAACCUCUUUCAGAGCCGUUUUCAGGCAAGAAAAAAGUACCUACUUUAUAAGCCGCUACUUUUUUCUCACGCUUUGGACCGUGCGGCUUUUACAACGAUGCGGCUAAUGUAUAGAUAUUUACGUGUGAGCUUCAUGCCAUCAUUAAGUUUAGCCUCGUCACAUCAGACCAAUAAAAUUACCAAACAGGUCACAGUGGACCAUUGACACUGUUCGAAUUAAAUCAAACACACACUAAAUUCUUCAGAUCAAUCAUUCUGCGCUUCAUGCAUAUACUCUCAUCAUGGAAAACACAAAGAAAUGCGUAUGAUGCAGCUGUUGCAGGCCAAGCCUGCUCUCCUUUAACCUCGGCAGGUUAGGGUGUGUGUGUGUGUGUGUGAGUGUGAUGUGAGGAGGAGCGCUGCAGCUGUGUGUCUGUUGCAGACACGAGUGUGCAAAUGGAGGCAGAGCGAAAUGUACCACGAUCAUAUACAAUACAAUAAAAAAACUUAAAGAUAAGUUUUAGUGCUAGCGCUAAGCGCGCUAGCACUACCUGAGGCUGGCCAACCACGGUUCGGCGGCCGGCAGAAUCGGGUCGGUAACACAGCUUUUAAGUUAAAGGCAAUUGAUCUGCCUGUCGAAGAAGGAAAUAGAGCUGCUGCACGUUAGCUUGGCAUCAAUGAAUCAACGGUGAGACGUUGGAGUUGGCAGCGUGAACUGACUCAGUGUGUUUCACUGCCGUGUUACAGGCACUGUUCGGAAAAAAGUAUGAAUUUAAUUACAAGUUAAAUAAAAUCUUUCUGUGCAAAUAUCUCAUGUUACAACGUGGACACCCGCGGCUUAUAGUCCGGUGCGGCUUAUAUAUGUACAAAACUUUUUUUCUAACUUAGUGGGUGCGGCUUAUAUUCAGAUGCGCUCAAUGGUCUGGAAAAUAUGGUACCUACUUUGGGUUGUGUACGUCUGACUAGCCCAGCAAAACUGCUGUGCUAGUUUGAUGCUGAUAAGUUAAACUAAUAAAAGACCAGCAUCAUUUCAUCAGCCAUCACAAUGUCCUUGUUGAGUUUCUCCCUUUCUACCAUCAGCAGCAUAUUAUUCACUAUACAACAUAACAAACCGCCAUUGUUCUGUUUCCUACGUGUUCAUCGACCUGGAGUUAUGUCCAGUAACUUUUUGUCAUUGGAGUAGCGCACUAAAAGUUAACAUGUCCAUCGAAGCCAUUGGAUGACCGUAUUAGAAACAGAAAUGCUGAAACAUUACAGAGCCGUACCUAUAAACCUUCUCAUUUUCUUGCAUCUGUCCAAAGUUCCUGCAAUGGAAUCCACUUCAUAUUUACAGCAAGAAGCGUCAAGUAUGUGAUACAUCGUGUUAGCUAAGUAAACCAUGUGGCCUAUUUCAACAUACUGUAUUAUUCAACACUUGAUAAAAAGCAAACAUUUGAUGAUUGUAUAAAUUGGAAAUAUUUCAAACUAAAUUACCCCAAAAACAACAGAGUGUCUCAUAACUUACAAAAUGAACGACCAAAACAAUUUGAUAGCUAAUCAUUAGCUAUCAAAUUUUUAUGCUAAUCAAACUGCGUUUGAUUAGCCGCCCUCUAAAAUUGUACUUUUUGGCAGUUAUGUUACACCUCGAGAUGGAUAUUUUCACUAUCAGUUCACACCAAAUCAUACAAAUCUUUACUGACUAAGACAACAGUAUAACUCAAUUCAGUGAAUCACAUGUUUGGACUAGUAGUGACUUAGAAGCACAAACUCAGUGAUGGCUUUAUGAAUAGCUGGUGCACCGCAGUCUCUAGAUGUCGCUCUUUCAAUAUCCAAAUAAUCAGUAUAUUUUAGGCUUUGAUGUCCUGACAUGAUGUAAAGGAUUUAUAGAAUGUGUGGAAUGUAUGACCAACACUCAUGUACCAAUCCUGAUUUUGUUCUUUAAGUUUCCUUCACAGGAAUUCAGUGAUCCCAGUAAGGGAGUCAUUCUACUACACUUUAAAUAGAAAGAGAGAUAAUAUGUAACCAGGAUUUAGAGAAUAGUCUAAAUAUCUACGAGCCCCUAAAACAGGUGUGUAUGCAACAAAAGUCUCCAGCCAACGUGUCCGUAGUCGGUGCUGUAGGUAAUAACCUGAGGUUGUGACUGAACUUUUCUUGCAAGCCAAACAUGGGAAAUAUCAGCUCUUCUUGUUUUUAUGCAUUUGUUAUUGGCUUUUUCUAACUUUUUUGUUUGAAUCUAAUAAUCAAAGGUGCCAACUCUUGCUGUUACCUUUCUGUUCAGAGUCAGAUAUGAUGAUUGAUUAAAGCUUUAAUGUAAACGGUGCUCCUCCUCUCUGUCCCAGCCUGCGUUGUAUAACUGUCUUUCUGAGCAGCGGAGAUGCCUGCAGGGUGAGCAGCCUUCUUUCUCGGACAGUUUUUUGCUUGCUUACGUUGUGUGAAGGUCCACCCUCAGGAUGCAGGACCUAAGUGCCACAGCCACCAUUGCAUUCUCCCGUUGAUGCUCCUCUCUUCUCAAUAAAUGUAUUUACUGUGUUAAAAA
Messenger RNA from Acanthochromis polyacanthus (spiny chromis), 5158 nucleotides. RefSeq names its product ras homolog family member Q (gene rhoq). The record is from RefSeq and is a predicted model, not a curated record. NCBI's taxonomy places the organism in Eukaryota, Metazoa, Chordata, Actinopteri, Pomacentridae. The coding region runs from base 449 to 1072 and encodes 207 amino acids. Gene Ontology annotation, biological process: cortical actin cytoskeleton organization; small GTPase-mediated signal transduction. The transcript has 5 exons. Gene Ontology annotation, molecular function: GTPase activity; GTP binding.